Colossoma macropomum (tambaqui) is the source of this 3456-nucleotide messenger RNA. RefSeq names its product phospholipid phosphatase 7a (inactive) (gene plpp7a). Gene Ontology annotation, molecular function: sphingosine-1-phosphate phosphatase activity. Lineage: Eukaryota; Metazoa; Chordata; Actinopteri; Characiformes; Serrasalmidae. Gene Ontology annotation, cellular component: nuclear envelope. The transcript is spliced from 2 exons. The coding region runs from base 145 to 1008 and encodes 287 amino acids. The record is from RefSeq and is a predicted model, not a curated record.
UAGAAACUCGCAAGUGUUACAACAGGGCAAUACGUGACCUGGGAACGGACAUGGUGGAGCGCUCACCGCCACCGCGCGCCAAGAACAAAAUAGAGGGACAGUGAAUUCAGGUAAAGAGUGGACGACGUGCUUUAGAGAGCCACCAUGCCCACGACUCGAGCGAGGGCGAGGAACGUGCUGAACAGGCCCGAGUUCAUGUCCCUUCACCACCAGCCUGCGCGGAGCGCGGGCGCUGAGGCUCGCGCUGGUGCGCGCAGGCCGUCGUACAAAGCCCAGCAGCAGCAGCAGCAGCACGCGGGCCAGGGCUGCGAGCACGCGCAGCAGCAGGACGCGGCUGAGAACGGCAGGGAGCGGAGGGAGUACCCGGAGGAGGACUGCAUGCAGCUCAACCCGUCCUUCAAGGGCAUCGCCAUGAACUCCCUCCUGGCCAUCGACAUCAGCGUGUCCAAGCGGCUCGGCGUGUGCGCGCACACCACGUCGUCGUGGGGCAACAUGCGCGCCAUAGUCAAGCUGCUCGCGCUCACCGGCCACGGCAUCCCGUGGAUUUUGGGCACCCUCGUGUGCCUCACGAGAAGCAACACGCUGGCCGGACAGGAGGUCCUCGUGAACUUGCUGCUGGCCCUCUUACUGGACGUGAUGACUGUGGCGGGCAUGCAGAAGUUGGUGAAGCGCAAAGGGCCCUGGGAGAUGUCCCCGAGUUUCCUGGACUACCUGGCCAUGGACGUCUACUCCUUCCCAGCAGCCCACGCGAGCCGGGCAGUCAUGGUGGCCAAGUUCUUGUUGGCGCACUUGGUGCUGGCGGUUCCUCUGCGCAUUCUGCUGGUGCUGUGGGCUUUUCUGGUGGGCAUGUCGCGCGUAAUGCUGGGCCGCCACCACCUCUCAGAUGUAGGAUGUGGCGUCGCUUUGGGAUUUCUCCAUUACAGUCUGGUGGAGAUGGUGUGGUUGUCUUCCGGCACUUGUCAGACUCUUAUCUCCAUCGGCACUCUCAACUGGAGCCCCUUCUAUUGAUCAAUGUGUGAUACCUGCAGCCUCCAGAACUUUUGAAUCAGGAUAAAUUCCCUCUGCUCACACUGCGGAAUUAAAGUGGAAAACACAUAUGCACAUAUUCUGAGAGAAACUGAAGGUCUUAGGUAGUUUUAAAGCUUGAAUUCGGCAUUUUUUUUCAUUUCUGCCAAAGCUGUAUAACAUGAUAGAGGCAUCUGAGAAGCACACAGUGUGGACAUUUGCUAUUUGCCAAAUAGCAAUGCCCAUGCAAAGAAUUUCACUGUUGUACAUUGUUAAAAGCCAAAAAUGGUCUAUGUAUAGCGUAGAUAAGCUAAUUUGAUUUGCAUUUGUUUUUAACUGCUGUGGGAGAGCGACGUUGCUCAGGGAUUUUUGUAACAGCAACAUACUGUGCCAUGAAAAAACUUGUUUUAUUUUGAAAUUGGAUAUCCUUUGAGAAAAAAACACACUCGCCGGAUAUUGAUGCUAAGUCAAAAAAAUAAUGAUGGAAACUUUCAGAAGGCCUGCAGCUGAGUUUAACUUCCUUUCUCUUUUUAUUUUUUGCCAUGUACAACACAUACUGACUUAGUGUUCCUAAGAUUUACUCAUGACAUUUAAAGCACUUUGAUAAUUGCUCUGAAAAACAGUGUUGUUUUUUUCCAGACAUGCCAUUUGUACUAUGAUUGUUUGCCUUAGCUGUGAAAGUAAAGACGUGACGCCUCCAGAGAUGAAAAAGUCCCUCUAAUAAAUCUGACACUGAUGAAGGCUAAUCAUUAUAAACACUGGUACUGUAUAUGUUGUAUACUAAGGCUGCACAAUAUAGCGUUUGUUGCAGAAGUGUACAGUAUGCAGAUGAGCCUCUAUCCAGUGACUGAUUGUUUCAUUGUGUUUUGUGAGAUGCUCUUUUGGAUGAAUCAAGGCAUUUGCAUAAUCCAACAAAUAACUUAGCUCAAAAACAGAACAGUCUUUAACCGUGUCACAUUAAAGGUUCCUUAAUGUGUUUUCAGUGUAUUGGAAGAUAUAUCAUAAUCGCACCGUCCAUUAAUACAGUUUGCAAUAUGGUGUUUUGUCCAUAUCAUGCAGCCAAAACUAGAAUACUGACCUACUGCUUUUAAAAAAGUUUUCUAAUUGUCUGCGUAAUUAAUUUGUUAACAUGUAAACAAAGUCACUCAGAGUGGUUAGAUGUGAAAUGCUCUAUUCUUACUGUGUUAGAACUAUUCACAGUGGUGGUGUUAGGAGCCAUACAACCCAAGAAUGCCUCUAAAAGCUCCCUCACAGAAAGUUAUUGCUUGAAAAGGCUAAAAAUAUGAUGCCUGAUGCCUCAGUCACUGUUUUACAAUAGAAUCAAGAAGGUUUUGGUCUAAAACUUAUUUUUUAAAAUACAUUCAUGGCAGAGAGGUACAUAAAGAGUCUUGUUAGACAAAAUAGUCCCUUCAUAUUUAUUUCAGAUUUACCGCUAUUUUACAAUUAUUAACAUUGCAUAUUAAACUCAGAUUACACCAGUGGGUUCACUGUCGGUUUUGGAAAGUAAAUAAAAUGGCUGUAUUUGUAUUGUAGACAUUGUGACCCCUGGUUCCCAUCACCAUCACUAUGGAAAAAUCUGAGUCAUUAUAUGAGUCAUAUCAAACCACUCCAAAUGACUUUGUUUACAUCUCAAAUUAAAUUAUGCAGAAAUUUUGAAAAAUCAGCAGAAUUCCCCUUUUAUCCUCCUGUAAACACAACCUUUUUUUGCCUUUCAAACAUUGCUAUAUUUUUCACAACCUGAAAUAUCAUGAUGUGACUUUUGUCAAUAUUGUUGAGCCCAGUUGUAUACAUAUAACAGUACUGAACUGAUAAAUCAGGCUAAAUAUGUUCAUUAUGCUGACAAUACGUUUGCUUGCAAAAGUUUGGGCACUCCUGGAAUUACAUUUUGUUGAUUUUCUAAUUGAAAAUAAGUAAACACAACCUGUACAGAGACACACUUCUGCACUGUUUAAUGCACAAUUGUUGUUUAUUCACUGAAUUUAACUGUAUUAGAUAUAAACAUGAAAUCUGUCUUGUGCAAAAGUUAUGGCACAUUUUAUAUUUUAUGUUUUUUUUUUUCCCCAAUAUGCAAAUGAAUAGAAAAUGUGCAUUAAAUUUGGCAGAAACGUGUCAUAUUGGAGUUCCCUGUUGAGGAUGUGUUAACACCAGGGGUGUUCAAGCUUUUGCAUACGACUGUCUGUCUUCAGGAAUUACAAGAUAUGAGUUCUAGAGGCUUUAUACCAAGUAAGACGAUUGUGUGUUUGUACGUGAUAAAGAGAAAGAAAAUGUGAGACAAUGAGAGAGAGAGAAAGCAUCUUUUUUCUUUAAAUUCUUUAUUUAGCAAACUGACUUAAAUCUAAAUGAAUCAUGUUUUAUGGUGAGAUUAGAAAACAGGAGCUAAAAAGUUAAAAAAAGUGCAAAACAUGAACAAAUGAGGACUGAAUGUGAAUAAAGUCUGGUACAGAACCAUCA